AUGCUUCGAAUUCCAUCGUUGAAUGGAUCGGAUACGAUACUCGAUUUGAACUGCACUCUAAAUGUCAUCCAUACUGCCAAGUUUCUCAGAAAUCAACUUCAUGCUCAAGCUGCUCAGGACAAUAAAUUCGGUGCUGAUAUGUACGCUGUGACGAUAAUCGGAGCAUUCGCUUCCGUCAUUGUUCUCUUGAUGUUCCGAUCGAUUCGACCACAUCAAAGUGUUGAUGAACAGGUAACUCUGAUGAUGUCCACAAUGAAAAUGCGAGUUGAAGUGGACGAAUAUGAGAGGAGGAAAAUAAAAAUGAAAGAAGCAAAAAAGAAGGCACAAGACUGGAUAAACAAUCUGAAGAAUCGAAGUAUGAGAAGUCUAUCGAGAAGUUCGAAGAGGAGUAAAAGUUCGAUGGCAGAGACACCUCCGACCCAUUCAGAUUCAACUAGAUCUUAUAAGAAUGAAAACAGUUUGAAUGUUCCUUUCUCAAUGAGCCAACAAGCAAUUCAGGUGGAAGAUGAAACAAGAUCCGGUGCAAGUUCUACUCGUCAAAGUGUUUGUAGUGCCCCAACUCCUCAUCUUCUUGAAAUCAACCUGCCUGUUCGAUGCAAUUCCCAUCUUGGCUUCUUGCCAGAGAUAGUUGUAACUGAAGAACGCCCGAAACUCUGUCUCCUUCUUCCCCCUCCAACUCGUCGAAGAAAGUCAGUCGCAGUAACCUCAAACAUUCCAAUUCACAAGUCUGUAUCAUGCCAGCAACUAACCAUAUCAAGAAAAUCAUCAAUGUCCAGUGCUCACAGCGUUUCUCCGUCGCUCUCCGAAGAAAUUGUGUUCAAUUUUCCUGACAGCGGGUCCGCCACACCCAAUGAUUCACCCCCAUAUGAUAUCUAG
Molecule: messenger RNA, 876 nt
Organism: Caenorhabditis remanei
Lineage: Eukaryota; Metazoa; Nematoda; Chromadorea; Rhabditida; Rhabditidae
Exons: 7
Coding region: 1-876 (291 amino acids)
Source: RefSeq, a predicted model, not a curated record